Messenger RNA from Rubroshorea leprosula, 472 nucleotides. Lineage: Eukaryota; Viridiplantae; Streptophyta; Magnoliopsida; Malvales; Dipterocarpaceae. The record is from the annotation of a GenBank genome assembly.
UAAAAAUAUUAUCAAAUGGUGAAGAGAUGUGCGGUAAAAUUAAAAACGUCCAGGCAAUCGCCACCCUCACCCACUUAUCUGAGCAGAGCCUUUUCGUGUUUCUUCACAACAUUUCUGGAAAUGGAGGGCCCGAGAUUCCUUUCGCCAAUGAAGGAGGUAAUUUCUGGUUCUCACUUCCCUUGUUUCUUCAUCUCAAAAAUUCCAAUCGCACUUCACAAAACUAUAGAAAUGGCCGUUCUGUUUUCAGUGAGUAAUUUCAAUAAAAUCUUGGCUUUUCAACUUGUCUUCCGGUUUUUGAGUUAAAAGGGCUGCUGGGUUCGUACCAAAGGUAUGUUCUUGUUUUGUCUGUGUAUUAGGUAUGUGCUGUUUCUGUUUACUUCGAGUUUAAUGUUUCUGUGGAAGCAAAAAUGCUAGCAAAUCACUUCAAGUGAAUUGUAUAAUUAGAAAAUUAUAAUGAAUUAUUUGCUUGUUC